Molossus molossus (Pallas's mastiff bat) is the source of this 873-nucleotide messenger RNA. Its product is annotated as T-cell ecto-ADP-ribosyltransferase 2-like. The transcript is spliced from 3 exons. Gene Ontology annotation, molecular function: NAD+-protein-arginine ADP-ribosyltransferase activity; NAD+ poly-ADP-ribosyltransferase activity. The record is from RefSeq and is a predicted model, not a curated record. Lineage: Eukaryota; Metazoa; Chordata; Mammalia; Chiroptera; Molossidae.
AUGACCUCUCUUCUAGCCAUAGUGGUUCACUUUUUGAUCAUAACUCAGUGGAUAACACUACAGGUGACUGGCUGGGUAGAGCUAGAUAAUUUAUGUGAGCUAGGUGUGACUGACAACGCUUUUGAUGAUCAGUAUGAGGGCUGUAAUGAAGAAAUGGAAGAACUAGCACCUCAGCUGUUAAAAGAACUGGAAGUGAAUAGAAAAUUGAGAGAUGAAUGGGGAGAGGCAAAGAAAAAAUGGGAGGAAAUAAAGAACAAAAUAAACUCUUCAGAACAACUCAAUGAUUUCCAAGGAACAGCUCGAGUGGCCUAUACCGGGAAUAUUGCAAUAGAAUUUGACAAAGCUGUAAGAGAAUUCAGUAAAAAUUCAUCUAACUUUCAGUUCAAAGCCUUUCAUUAUUAUUUGACAAGAGCUCUUCAGCUUCUCAAAAGUAAAGGGAAGUGUUGUACAGUUUAUAGACGCUGUAAGGCAAAGCUUCCUUACAGUGCGAGAGGAAAUGUACAUUUUGGCCAAUUUACCUCAUCAUCUUUGUCUGAAGAUAUAGCUAAAAGAUAUUCGAAUGGUGGGGAGACAAUGCUUAUCAUCCAUACCUGCUUGGGUGUUGAAAUUUAAGAUUUCUCUUUCUAUCCAGAAGAAAAGGUAGUGCUAAUUCCAGGCUACGAGGUGUUUCAGCAAGUCAUCUCAAAUAACUAUAGCAUUUCACUUAUCAGUCCCCCAAAAUUUAAGAGUAACUUCAAUUGCUCCUAUAGUUCCACUAAAAAUCCAAGAAUACAAGACGGCAAUGUCAACAGCUCAGGACUGAGAGCAAGUUCUGCAUUCAUUCUGCUGCUACCUGGCCUCCUCGUCCUGCUGCUCCUCCCUGCUGAGCUGUAA